Molecule: messenger RNA, 2262 nt
Organism: Phyllopteryx taeniolatus (common seadragon)
Lineage: Eukaryota; Metazoa; Chordata; Actinopteri; Syngnathiformes; Syngnathidae
Product: homeodomain-interacting protein kinase 2-like
Exons: 10
Coding region: 58-1476 (472 amino acids)
Biological process (GO): positive regulation of transcription by RNA polymerase II; peptidyl-serine phosphorylation; intrinsic apoptotic signaling pathway in response to DNA damage by p53 class mediator
Cellular component (GO): PML body; cytoplasm; nucleus
Molecular function (GO): ATP binding; transcription corepressor activity; protein serine/threonine kinase activity
Source: RefSeq, a predicted model, not a curated record
UGCCUGUAAAGACAUGGACUGGGCAUGGUCUGACAUCUCAGUGUGAGGAACCAGAGGAUGGAGCGUUCCAACUUUCCAGUGACUGUGGAGUGCCAGAUCUCCUCUCCCACCUGCAGCUACAUGAUGGAGGAACUUUUAGGGGCCGGGUCGUUCGGCGAAGUGGUCCAGUGUAGGAAGAUGUCAUCGGGCGAGACUGUGGCUUUGAAGGUGAUCAAGGACAGCAGUAAGAUGGAGGACGCCAAGGAUGAGGGGCAGUUUUGUCUGGAGUUUGAGAAGCUCGACAUGAGUCUCCAUCAGCUGCUCGAGUGGCGCCUUCCUCUGUCAGUGAUGGAGAUCCGACCUGUUCUGCAGCAGUUGACGACUGCGCUGCAGUUCCUGAAGAGUGUGGGGAUUGUUCACUGCGAUCUGAAGCCAGACAACAUCAUGGUUGUGGACCACCUGAAAUUGCCGUUGAAGGUGAAGGUCAUCGACUUUGGCAUGGCCCUGCAUGCCUCAGAGCUGUCACGGGGAAUGACCGUGCAGAGUAUGUGGUACCGAUGUCCCGAGGUGCUACUGGGACAUGAGUGCACAGAGGCCAUCGAUGUGUGGUCUCUGGGCUGCGUCGGCGUGGAGCUUCUGCUCGGCCGAGCUCUGUUUGAUGGCUCUGAUGAGUACAGCAUGCUGUCUCAGAUCAGCACCACACUUGGAAAGCUGCCAGCGAGCCUCCUUGAUGCCGGCAUUUUCACGUCAUGCUUCUUCCGCAAGAAAGCCAAGAAGUGGAGGUUGAAGAACCGAGCCGAAAUGGUCACGACUUAUGAUGGCACUCAACCUUUAAACAAGCUUUCAGAUCUGCUCGAGGUUCAUUUUGUGCGACCCAUCAACUGUAGUGACGAGGACUGGCGUGCUAUGCAGUGUGACCUGGAGAUCUUUGUGAACUUAAUUGCUACAAUGCUCCAGAUGGACCCGAGCAAAAGGUCAAGGCCCUACCAAAUUCUGGAGCAUCCGUUUGUUACCAUGAGGCACUUUGAAGGAAAAUUCCCAAACAGUGCUUACGUCAAACUCUGGCGCGAUUGCAUGGAGGUUGGUCAAACAUGUCAGAACAAGGAGACCUCCGUGAGGCCCAUUUGGAGCAUGUCAAGCUUCACAUGUGGGGAUCACACUACUGGGCCCAGGAUGUUAGACCAGUCGGCCAUCACGAUCAAUUCCUUGCCUGCAAGCAACAAUGCUGUCAGGAAAAGGAAACAAGAUGAGGAUGACGAUGAAGAGAUCGCGAGCCGUGCUUCAGCUGCAAGUAAAAGGAGCAGCAGAGAUGCAGAAGUCAUUUACAUGUCCUCAAUUGACAGCUCCAGGAAGGGCGGGGGUGACAUGAAACAUCAGCCACACAAAAAACUCCUCCACUUAGAAUGUGGUGAUGCCACAAUCCAGUGGAACAAGAACCAGGCAGCAACACAGGUGCACAGUGUAAAAAAAGCAGAGGGGAAGAUCUGUGAAUUGUAAUUCAAUUUUUUUAUUGUGAUAUUGUAUUUAUUUAAUCUUUCUUUUUAUUUAUUAUUCUACUUUGUUGUGACGUGUAGUCACCACUAUUUAAGAUAGUUUUCCCACAUCCAUCCAUUUUCUCUUAUACUUGUCCUCAUCAGGGUUGUCCUUUUUCAGAUGUUUUUUAAAAUCAAAUUUAAGAAAGUUUGUGCUAAGACUGAGACAUUGUUGAUAGUUUAUUUUUUUUUACCAUGUAAUUCUACCGUGUUCAUUUGGACUUGUACAGGAAUUUCAAAGAUUUCUAUUUUUAUAUCAAGCUACAAUGCUAACUUUUUGGGAAUCCCGUAGAAGUAUAGCAGCUAAAAUAGAUUAUCCAAUGUUUCGAGUAGCCAGAGUAUUUUUAAAUAAACCUUUUUAAGAAAGCAUGUUGCCCUGGAGCCUUGAGUAUGUGAAGUUAAAGGAAAGGAGCAGUGGAAACAAAUCUCAUGUGCUCAUAAGCUCUUGACAUACUGUUCAUUUGCCAUGCAUACAUAGUAUGGUUGGGUCAGUUUUGACCACGGGCAAAAAUAUCAGAUAUCAUAAAUACCAUAAUAAUUGCUUACCUGAAAUUAUGAACCACAUAUCUUUUCAAAAUUCUUAGCCUGUCUGACAUUAAUAAAUGGAUCAUUAAUCCUUAGUGUUUCAGACAAAAGGGAAAGUGUUUUUUUUUUUAACACCACUCAUUUUUGGAUUAAAAAAAAAAUCUGACAAUGUGAUGUCCUUUUUUUAUGCUCAACCUUACGCUGUUCUUUCAUUAUUUCGAGAUUU